CUCGAUCGAUUACGAUCAUUCUCGCCAGCUAUAAUCCAAUUCCAAUCCGUAAACAAACAAAUAAUGGAGUUCCAAUUACCCAUCAUUAUUUUCCUCUUCAUUUUUUCUUGUUGUUAUCUGUCACGAAAGUGGCUGAAAAUUAGGGUAGUUAGUGAGCUGAAGAAGGUCCCAUCGCCGCAGGGAUCAUGGCCUAUUAUCGGCCACCUCCAUCUUCUCAACAAGGCCGGGAAGCUUCCCCACCAUGUUCUUGGAGCCAUGGCUGACAAAUAUGGGCCAAUCUUUAUGUUGAAUCUCGGCUCUCGCCCUGCUUUGGUGGUUAGUAAUUGGGAAAUGACCAAAGAAAGUAUGUGCAUUAACGACGCCGCCGCAGCCUCACGGCCGGAGCUCUCCGUCUCAAAGAAUUUCUCUUACAACUUCGCCAUGUUUGGCCUUGCUUCUUAUAGCCCUUAUUGGCGUGAUAUGCGUAAAAUUACUCACUUGGAGCUCCUCUCCAUCCCACGUGUGGAUCAGGUUAAGAGCGUCAUGUUAAGUGAGGUGAUGACAUCGUUGAAAGAGUUGUACACAAGAUGGGGUGGUAAGAAGAAGGAAAUGGAGGAGAUUUCAGUGGAAAUGAAACGUUGGUUUGGGGAUGUGACAGUGAAUAUGCUUCUUAAGAUCAUCAUAGGAAAACGAUGUGUAGGUCCAAAUGCUGUUAAGGAAGAUGAAAAUGAUGCAUUAGAGUUGCAGAUGCGAAUUAGGGAGUCAUUCCAUUUGAUGGGUGAAGGGUUAUUGAGAGACUAUAUUCCUUUGGUUGCAAAGCUUGGAUUUAAUGGCCAUGUUAAGGCUAUGGAGAAGAUAGCGAAACGAAUCGACGUCGUUCUUGAACGUUGGCUCCUAGAACAUAAACGGAAAAGAUCAGCUAAUGAUUUCGAUCAAAAAGAUGGUGACUUUAUGGAUUCUUUAAUUUCCUUAUGUCAUGCCAAGGAGCUUCCGAGUUACUACGAUCAAGAUACAAUUAUCAAAGCUACAACCUUGAAUGUGAUUGCUGGAGGAACUGAAAGCAGCACCGUGACUCUAACAUGGGCGAUGUCUUUAUUACUAAACAACCCAUUGGCCCUGGAAAAGGCUUAUCAAGAGCUUGACCAAGUUGUAGGAAGAGACAGGCAACUGAAGGAAUCAGACAUAGACAACCUUGUUUAUUUGCAAGCCAUUGUCAAAGAGACAAUGCGACUGUACCCAGCAGGACCUUUAUUGGGCCCGCGUGAGUUCUACAAGGAUUGUUUUGUUGCUGGCUAUUUUGUCCCCAAAGGCACCCAAUUGAUCCCAAACAUUUGGAAGAUCCAAACCGACCCUCGGGUCUGGCCCGACCCGUUCGAGUUCAAGCCGGAGCGGUUUUUGACGACACAUAAAGAUGUGGGUUUGAAAGGGAAUAAUUUUGAGUUGAUUCCAUUUGGGACUGGGCGAAGAGGGUGCCCUGGAAUUACGUUUGGGCUUCAGAUGGUGCAUUUUGCUUUGGCUGGGUUUUUGCAUUCUUUUAAUGUCAAAAGUCCUACAGACAAAGCGAUUGAUAUGAGGGAGCAUUUUGGGAUGGCGAAUGAGAAAGUGGUUCCUCUUAAUGUUUUGGUCACCCCACGGUUACCUUUGCAUCUUCACGGUCCAAUAGUAAUGUAGUUUGCCUUCCCCCAAGUUGACUUUUGGGAGUUUAAUUAUGACGAACUUUUUAUUUCAAGCCUUGUUUUCUAUUUUUGUAUAUGUGAUGUAUGCAUGCGAGAGCAAUGUAUUUAUCAUAUGUCAUUGUAAUAUCCAUGAUAAUAAAAGGGUAUUUUGGGUAAGAACCGUUAUGUUGUA
This is a messenger RNA of Benincasa hispida (wax gourd), 1827 nucleotides long. Its product is annotated as cytochrome P450 82A3-like. NCBI's taxonomy places the organism in Eukaryota, Viridiplantae, Streptophyta, Magnoliopsida, Cucurbitales, Cucurbitaceae. Gene Ontology annotation, molecular function: monooxygenase activity; oxidoreductase activity, acting on paired donors, with incorporation or reduction of molecular oxygen; iron ion binding. The record is from RefSeq and is a predicted model, not a curated record.